AUGACGGGGAACAUCAAAUUGGCCGAUUACCUGUUCGCCCGACUGAUUCAGUUAGGUGUUGGUUCCAUCUUCGGUGUUCCUGGAGACUAUAAUCUGCGACUACUGGAUUAUGUCGUCCCCGCUGGUCUACACUGGGUGGGCAACUGCAAUGAGCUCAACGCUGCAUAUGCAGCCGAUGGUUAUUCUCGCAUCAACGGCCUCUCUGCGCUGAUCACCACCUUUGGGGUUGGUGAGCUGUCUGCAGCAAAUGGAAUCGCCGGUGCUUACGCCGAAAGAUCGCCCGUCGUCCAUAUUGUGGGCACCCCGCCGCGACCUCUACAGGAUUCUCGUGCACUGAUGCAUCACACCUUCGCGGACGGUGAGUAUGGCCGCUUUGCGGCCAUGUCGACUCACAUCACCGCUGCUCAGGCGAAAUUGGUAGACGCGCAGACAGCCCCAGACAAGAUCGACUGGAUCUUGCAGCAGGCGCUCAUCCACAGCCGGCCUGUGUAUCUCGAGCUGCCUGAUGAUAUGCCCGGUGUCCUUGUGUCAUCUGCGAAUCUGAAAACUCCUCUAAGUGUCCCGAAGAUUCCCAGCCCAGCCUGCGAGCCUCAGGUUCUAUCUCGAAUUCUGGAGCGGGUAUACAGCGCCAAACAGCCCGUCAUUCUCGUCGACGGUGAAAGUAGAGCCCUUGGAAUCCUGGAUCAGCUUGACGCCCUCAUCAAAGCCACAAAUUGGCCCACCUGGGUGCCGGUCUUCGGCAAGGGCCUCGUGAACGAAUCCUACGACAACGUCUACGGCUUAUACGCCGCAGGAUUUGGCGACAAGCUAGCAAAGGAAUACUUCGAAUCCGCAGACCUAAUCCUCACAUUCGGACCUCACUACAGUGACACAAAUACUUACUUCUGGACGACCGUUCCCAAAGAUGCAGUCGCAAUCACAUUCAAAGACAGCACAAUCCAAAUCGAAAGCGAAACUUAUCGAGACAUCUCCCCGGCCUCCGUCCUAUCCAAACUUCUACAGUCUCUCGACUCAUCUCGCGUCAUCAAACCCACCGGACCCGCCAAACAAGUCAUCACCACAGAUGAUAUCAAGGACACAGAUAUCAUUGCCCAGAAAAACUUCUUCCGCCUCAUCAAUCCCAUCUUCGGCGAAGGAGACAUCAUCCUGACAGAAACCGGCACAGCAGCCUACGGAGGCCGAACCUUCAAACUCCCUCCCAAAGCCCGCCUCUUCGGCGCCAUAACCUGGCUUUCAAUCGGGUUCAUGCUCCCUUGCACAUUAGGCGCGGCCUUAGCGAAGCGAGAACAAAAUGCAGCAACCGGCGGUUCUAACCAGACGACCUUGAUCAUCGGUGACGGCAGUCUACAGAUGACAGCGCAAGAGAUCAGUGUCAUGAUUAAGGAGAAACUGAACAUUCUGAUCAUUAUCAUUAAUAAUGAGGGAUAUACCAUUGAGCGAGUAAUUCACGGUCGGAAGGAAAAAUACAAUGAUGUGCCGUUUUGGAGACAUACGCAGGCUUUGAGCUACUUCGGGGCCGACGAAGAGCAUGUCAAGGAGAACACAUGGACAGCGAAGACUUGUGGUGAGCUCCGGGAGAUUCUGAGGAACGAUCGUGUGCAUAGUGGGCAAGGGGUUCGAAUUCUGGAGGUUAUGAUGGAUAGGGAGGAUGUCCAAGAGGGGCCUUUGCUAUAUUUAUUGAAUAAGCAAAAGGCCGAGGAAGCUGCAGCUACGGGGAACUAG
Penicillium maclennaniae is the source of this 1722-nucleotide messenger RNA. RefSeq names its product alpha-keto acid decarboxylase family protein. The transcript has a single exon. Lineage: Eukaryota; Fungi; Ascomycota; Eurotiomycetes; Eurotiales; Aspergillaceae. The coding region runs from base 1 to 1722 and encodes 573 amino acids. The record is from RefSeq and is a predicted model, not a curated record. Gene Ontology annotation, molecular function: thiamine pyrophosphate binding; magnesium ion binding; carboxy-lyase activity.